Molecule: messenger RNA, 1826 nt
Organism: Portunus trituberculatus (swimming crab)
Lineage: Eukaryota; Metazoa; Arthropoda; Malacostraca; Decapoda; Portunidae
Product: aldehyde dehydrogenase, mitochondrial-like
Exons: 13
Coding region: 178-1653 (491 amino acids)
Molecular function (GO): aldehyde dehydrogenase (NAD+) activity
Source: RefSeq, a predicted model, not a curated record
UCACCAGGCAGACACGCAGGCAGUAGCAGUUGGCAGUUACUCUCGAGUCCUUGGUUAGGGUUAUCACGUAUCGGUUGCCAGGUAUUACUUAAACCGUCGUUGAGGGUAGCGCAGUCUGUACCUACUCUUGUCUCCCUCACCUAAGCGUCGACAUUUACAAGACUUCAACUUGGCAAAAUGGUUGCUAAGAAGCCGGAGAUCAAAUAUGUUAAGCUUUUCAUCAACAAUGAAUUUGUGGACGCAACAGGUGGAAAGACCUUUAGUGUGCUGAACCCUUCCACUGAAGAGAUCAUUUCUAAUGUCAGUGAGGCAUCUGAGGAAGAUGUAGACAAGGCAGUGGCAGCAGCACGUGCUGCCUUCAAGAGUAAUGCUCCGUGGCGCACCAUGGAUGCCUCUGAACGGGCAGCCCUCAUGCACAAGCUCUGUGAUCUUAUUGAACGUGACCUUGAAUACUUGGCAAGACUUGACACCCUAGACAAUGGCAAACCAUACACAGAGUCUCUAGGUGACCUUGACUAUUCCAUCAAGACACUACGUUAUUAUGCUGGCUGGUGUGACAAGAUUCAUGGCAAUACUGUUCCCUGUGAUGGACCAUACAUGUGUAUGACUCGUAAGGAACCAGUGGGGGUAGUGGGGCAGAUCAUCCCAUGGAACUAUCCUGUCAUGAUGCUGGCAUGGAAAUGGGGUCCUGCUCUGGCUGCUGGAUGCACCAUUGUCCUAAAGCCUGCUGAACUUACACCUCUCAGUGCACUUUAUGUGGGUGCUCUAGCCAAGGAGGCUGGAUUUCCUCCAGGCGUUGUGAACAUUGUGCCAGGACUUGGAGCUGUGGCAGGGCAUGCUGUUGCUCAUCACCAGGACAUUGACAAGGUGGCAUUCACAGGAUCAACAGCAGUAGGAAAGAAAAUCAUGCAGGCCUCUGGUGCUUCUAACUUGAAGCGUGUGACUAUGGAGUUAGGUGGCAAGAGUCCUCUUGUUGUCUGUGAAGACUGUGGUGACUUGGAUGAAGCAGCUGAAUUGUGCCAUACUGCCAUGUUUGGAAAUCAUGGGCAGAAUUGUUGUGCUGGUUCUCGUACCUUUGUGCAUGAAAGCAUUUAUGACGACUUUGUGAAGAAAGCAGUGAAGCUGGCUCAGGAGAGGAUUGUGGGAAACCCUUUUGAUGAGAAGACACUGCAGGGACCCCAGGUGAGCCAGCAGCAGAUGGAGCGAGUGCUUGGCUACAUUCAGAAAGGGAAGGCUGAAGGGGCCCGUCUGGAGUGUGGAGGUGACAGGCUGGGGAAUAAAGGCUACUUCAUCCAGCCAACAGUAUUUUCUGGUGUGACAGACAACAUGACCAUUGCUAAAGAAGAGAUCUUUGGACCAGUACAAGUCAUCCUCAAGUACAAGACUAUGGAGGAAGUGAUUGAGCGCUCUAACAACACAGAAUAUGGUCUGGCAUCUGGUAUAGUGACCAAGGACAUCAACAAAGCUCUCACCUAUGCCCAGACUGUGCGAGCUGGUUCAGUUUGGAUAAAUUGCUAUGAUUUGUGUCUGCCUCAAACACCUUUUGGAGGAUACAAGCAGUCAGGGCACGGCAGAGAACUGGGUGAAGAUGGACUGGAUGAGUACCUGGAAACCAAGACCAUCCUGAUCAAGGUACCAGUUAAAGUUUCCUGAAGUAACUACAUAAUUACUACCAGAUGCCUUCCAAACUAUAAUCAAUAGGUAAUUGGAUCUCAGUGACUUCUUAACCAAGAUGAAAAGUUCUUCAAGCAAAUAAAGGAGUAACAUUUUUGUGUCAAAUUAAACAUGAUAAUGUAUCUGAAUUAAAGUGAAUGCUGUACAACAAA